AUGGACUGUGUCAAGUUAAAGUUUAUUGAUCCGGAAAAGAGCCAGAUAAGCGAUGAAUCUCUGCUCUACUGGCCUGCUUCGCAUGUUCCAAAAGACGUCCAGUUUUCGAGGGAAACAAACAGCAAGACGAAGCAGACGACAAUCACCGCAAAGGGCCAUGUCAACUUUAGCUCCACACAAGCAAACGACGACGAUGUGAACUACUUUAUUGCUCGACGAGGCCCCAAUGGAAAGCUGAUAUGCCAGCCAGCGCAAAUGUAUCGCAUGUUUCCCAAUUAUGCUUUCAAGGAUGAAGCCCUGGAAACGGAAAAUGAAGAUACAAAUCGCCUUACUAGAAGAGAACAGUUGGACGAGUUGAAGGAAAAGUUUGGUUCAAGAAGAUCCCAAAGAGACUUGGCCAGCAAACGCAAAUAUGAAAUUCAAUUUGGCGAGGACGACAUUGACAAUCUGCCAACCAUCAAGCAGAAGCCGGGUGAGAGUAAUGACUCCCCUGAAGCCAUUGAUGGUGAAUCGGAGCCCAAAACCUUGUCUGCCAUUUUACCUCCACGAAAUGAUGACGCCAAGGCGGUGGAAGAAGUUUACUCUCUGCGAGACAUUAUAACCGAAGCCGAGGAGGACGCCAUCCGGAGCCUUGAGGAGAUUCUCUUUAGCAAAAUUAAAAAUGAAUACUUCAAGAGCCUGUCGGUCAAAGCGGAAGACCCCGAGAUGCGGUUGAUGGUCAUUUACGCUGAUCUACUACUGCAGCUGGUUAAACUGUCCGCCUCUGAGAUGCGCAAGUCGGACCCGCUGCCGCUGGUUGAGGGCGACAUCAAGAAGUUGCUCUUUGAACGGUACACCUCGACAAAGCAGAGCACGUCUCGUUCACUGCGCUACGUGAUCACCGAUCAGAACAAGGACCGUUGUUUCGUCUACAUCUUCAUUCUCGUAAUCAUGCUCAAUCGAUACCGGCCUGUUGAACUGGAGAAGCUGCAGUCAAAUUGCAAGAUACCCAUCUCAAACAUCCGCCGCAUGCUCGAGCUUAUUGGCUGCUACGUGGAAAAUAUGCGCAACGCUAGUAGUCUCAUUGUUAAGGUGGCCCGUUUAAAGCUGCCGCUUAACGUCUACAAGGAGCCCAAGAAAAACAGUGCAAGUAGACUACUGUCGUUGAAGCGUUGUUCAGCUAUUCUCGUGCAGUCGGCGCCGGCGAAACAUAGCUGGGGCUACAAGAAAAUUAACCGAUACAAACCGCUCUACGUCUCUAAAAUCAUGGCAGAACUGGACCCUAAAAUUGCCGAACUUUUGGCACCACUGCGACAAUCUGUCAAGGAACAAGGUGAUAUUGUUCGCGACCUCAAGUCUGCUAACGCUCCCAAAGUGGACAUUCAGAAAGCUGUCGCCGAGUUGAAAAAUCGUAAAAGAGUUCUCGAAGAAAAGGAGCUAGAACUUGCACCAGCUGAUGCUGGAUUUGAGCGCACCAAAAUGGAAGAUCUGAUUAAGCGGCGGUUUUUCUUUGACAACUCUUUUGCCAUUUACGGUGGCAUCACCGGCCAAUUUGAUUUUGGACCAAUGGGCUGCUCCAUCAAAAAUAACAUGAUCAACCUUUGGCGAAAUCACUUUGUGCUAAACGAACAGAUGCUUGAGGUCGAUUGUACCGUUCUCACUCCGGAACCAGUUCUCAAAGCUUCUGGUCACGUGGAACGUUUUGCUGAUCUAAUGGUGAAAGACCAAGGAAACGGGGACUGUUUCCGUUUGGACCAUCUCAUCAAAGCUCAUUUAGAAAAGCUGAUCGUAGACAAGGCUACGACUGAAGCUAAAAAGGAGGAAUACAAGGACAUUAUUGUCAAAUUGGAUGGGUUUUCCAAAGAAGAAAUGAAUUCCGUUUUGCGCAAAUAUGACGUCAAGUCGCCCAUCACUGGAAAUGAAGUAUCUGAUGCGAUUGAGUUUAACUUGAUGUUCUCUACUUCAAUUGGCCCAAGUGGAAAUGUAAAAGGCUUUCUCAGGCCCGAAACAGCUCAAGGCAUCUUUGUCAACUUUAAGCGAUUGCUCGAGUUUAAUCAACGGAAGAUCCCAUUCGCGGUGGCACAGGUCGGCAAUGCUUUCCGAAAUGAAAUCAGUCCUCGCUCUGGACUGAUUCGCGUUCGUGAAUUCACCAUGGCAGAAAUUGAGCAUUUUGUCGACCCAUCCGACAAGUCCCACGCCAAGUUUGAGUCAGUGUCGAACCUCGAGUUAAAUCUCUACACUGCCUGCAACCAGAUGGACGGACAACCGAGUGUGACGAUGAAGCUGAAGGAUGCCGUCGAGCAGAAGCUGAUUGCCAACGAAACUCUAGGCUACUUCAUCGGCCGAAUCUACCUGUUCAUGGUGAAAGUGGGCGUGAACCCGCAGCGACUGCGUUUCCGCCAACACAUGGGCAAUGAGAUGGCCCAUUACGCUACUGACUGCUGGGAUGCCGAGACACUCACUUCAUACGGAUGGGUUGAGUGUGUCGGCUGUGCUGAUCGCUCCUGCUUCGACUUGUCACAACACGCCAAGGCCACAAACGUGAGACUCGUCGCCGAGAAGGAGCUGGCUGAGCCGAAAGUUGUGCCCGUUGUGGAGUUUGUGCCGAACAAAGGCCUCAUCGGCAAGAACUUCAAAGGCGAAGCGCAAAAGAUUCUGGAAAAGCUGGCUCAGAUUGAUGCAGAGCAAAUUGCCAAGUAUGAAAAGCUGCUAGAGAGCAAUGGCCAAUUUGAGCUUGCUGUUGUCGACAAGGAGGUGACCAUCACCAAGGAGAUGGUUUCAGUGAAGAAGUACGACAAGAAGGUUUUUGUGGAGGAAUUUGUGCCCGGUGUUAUUGAGCCCUCCUUUGGCAUUGGCCGUAUAAUGCAUUCAAUUUUCGAGCACACAUUUACCAUCCGUGAUGGUGACGAUCAGCGCACCUACUUUGCACUUCCCGCUAUUGUCUGUCCCAUCAAGUGCUCCAUUCUGCCGCUGAGUAACAAUGCAACACUGAAAGCACUGGUUUCACGAAUUGCCGACCUGUUGCUGGAGAAUAGCAUUGCCUUCAAGAUUGACGACAGCUCGGGCUCCAUUGGAAAGCGAUACGCUCGUACUGACGAGAUAUCAAUUCCGUUUGCAGUGACGGUGGACUUUGACAGUGAGAAAGACGACUCGGUCACUAUGCGAGAGCGCGACAGUAUGGAGCAAGUUCGACUGAAGUUUUCGGACGUUCCUCUAUUGAUUCGCAAUCUCUGUCACAACAAAACUACUUGGAAUGAGGUUAAAGUAAAGUACCCCAAAGUCGAAUAG
This is a messenger RNA of Rhagoletis zephyria (snowberry fruit fly), 3267 nucleotides long. NCBI's taxonomy places the organism in Eukaryota, Metazoa, Arthropoda, Insecta, Diptera, Tephritidae. The record is from RefSeq and is a predicted model, not a curated record.